AUGGAGGAAGAAGACUGGAUCACAGUAGGGAAAGAAAAGAAACCAAAAAAGGUCAAAACUAAGCCAGUAAAACAAAAUAAAGAGAAUAAGAAAAAAGAAAAAGUAGUAUUGAAUCAGGAAAAACAAGGGAUUACAAAAAGGGAAGUUGUUCCAUUACCUCAUGACCAGAACCAUUCAUAUUCUACUCCUACUAUGGCUGGAUCACCACAACUUGAUGAAUAUACGAAAGAAGAGUUAGAAAAAAAGUUAGCUGAAUUAGGAGAUAGUUCAAAUAAUCUUCCACCUCCAUUAAUGAAAGUAAAGAAAAGAAUAGAAGUAUUAUUAGAAAGAAUUGAAAGGAAAGAACAACAAGAAAUUCAUCAAAAGAAAAUUUCUGUUCCAUCAACUACAACAAUAGAAACUAAUAAUAAUAAUAUUCAACCAAUAGAAUUAACUCAAAAGAGUAAUGUGAAUAUAAUAAUUUUUUUAAUAAUAAUUUUUAUUAUUGUUAUAUUAAUAUUUGCAUACACUUACCCAUUUAAUUAA
Messenger RNA from Entamoeba dispar SAW760, 525 nucleotides. RefSeq lists its product as uncharacterized. The record is from RefSeq and is a predicted model, not a curated record. Bases 1 to 525 code for a protein of 174 amino acids. The transcript is spliced from 2 exons. Lineage: Eukaryota; Evosea; Mastigamoebida; Endamoebidae.